Molecule: messenger RNA, 3007 nt
Organism: Bombus huntii
Lineage: Eukaryota; Metazoa; Arthropoda; Insecta; Hymenoptera; Apidae
Product: venom protease-like
Exons: 7
Coding region: 1362-2246 (294 amino acids)
Biological process (GO): proteolysis
Molecular function (GO): serine-type endopeptidase activity
Source: RefSeq, a predicted model, not a curated record
UAGAAUAUCGUGGUUUAUACGAUCUUAACAUUGUUCCUUUGAGUGAUUAUGGAAUGGUAACUAUUAAGUUAGACAACGACACAGGCAUUUCCUCUGACGUAAAAAAUCUGAUAAUGGUAAAUCAUAACUUAGAAUAUUCUGAUUAGUUGCGUCCUAAGAUAUUUGCUCGAUUCCGGGAACGUGGCAACGAAGGGAAUUCCAUUCGUAGGAAAAUACGGAGCAUCCGUGGCUAGAAUAUGGCAAAGAAGAGAUUGAUUCCCGAAAAAAGAGUAACGAUGUGUCAGUCUCUCUCUCGAGUGCGUAUAUAUUAUAUACAGAGAGGUACGACAUACUGUUAACGUAUGAUAGCGCGAGCGUGAAGUAUCACUGUUGGAGCAUUGCGAAAUUUUCGUAAAAAUGAGCAUCGUUGAGUGGCAUCUCUUAGUUAACCAUCAAGCGUACAAGUAGAAGAUUCUUAAGAUUUACGUGAUUGAUUUCUGAUAAUUCGGUGCCUACAAAUCAAUGACUUUUAAGAUGAAUUAUAGUUGCACACGCAAACACGAGCAGUUUUCACCGCAAAGGUUACUUUUAUGUAAUGUUGUACGCGCGAAAGUAUUCAUUUCUGUUACCACGCUAUUGCUGUUUUGUAAAUUUUAGUAGCACAACUAUCGGUAAUGUGCGAUAAAACAUGCCAUAUAAUAGAUAAUUGUAAGUGAAAUGACAAGGCGAUGGUAUAAAUAGGUACUUCGACGAAAGUUGGUACAAGUAUAUCUACGAUUCUCAGGAGUAAUGAGGUAAGUAGGAACGAAAUAUACAAUAAGAAUUGAAUUUAUAUAGAGUAUUUUGUUAUAAAUCUUCCUAUGUACCUAUAGAAACGUGUUUAAUAUUUUCGAGUAUCCAGAUUUUUCUAUUAAAAGUUAUCUGAAAUUAAUGAUUUUCCUGAUUUGUACCUUUCUCCUAAGUUUCUUGUAGUCGUCUUACUAACUCAACAGAAAUCAACGUUAAUUUUACAAAAAGAGCUAUGGAGCUUUUUAGCGAUUUGCACAAAUGAAAAUUUUGAAGCUUGUCACUGCGACGAGUUUGAUCGUUCUAGUGUUAUACUAAACAAUCUUCAAACAUGAAAUUACACAGAAACGUAUGUCGAUGAUAUUUGUCAUUCCUACGAUCUAUUUCACAUGAUCGUGCUUCCUGUCUAAUGCAAAUUCAAUUUAUAAUACGAACUCGGUUUCCUUUAUUGUUGUCAGUCUUUCUAAAUCGCCACAGUUUUUCGCUCUUUGUUGCAAAACGUUGAAUCAUAGUGUGAACCAAGUUUCUUUUAUUAGAUUCAUUCAUUGUUAUCAGUCCUGCGUCUUUUCGAUUCGUCACUUUUUUAUUUUAGGACGAUGAUUGGCUUCAAUAUACUGUUCGCAUGUUUGGCGUUAAUUGUCCUGCAUCCAUCGGUUCAAGCGGGGCGCACUAAAGCAACCUCGAAUGUGCCCUUGCGUCCACCACACUGUGGUUUUAGCAACGUUACACAUACCAGGGUGGUUGGCGGUAAACCAGCUAAGCUUGGUGCUUGGCCAUGGAUCGCUGCAUUAGGUUAUAUUGAUUGCGCUGAUCCAGAUGGAGAACCGUUUUGGGGCUGCGGAGGUUCCCUGAUAUCGGCUAGGCAUGUUUUGACUGCAGCACAUUGCGUAGAAAUUUUUGGAUUGUACGUGGUUCGUAUCGGGGACUUAGAUCUAGGACGAGAUGAUGAUGGAGCGCAUCCUGUUCAAAUAGAAAUCGAAUAUGUACUAGAACAUCCUAAUUAUACUAACGGUACACACCAUGAUGAUAUUGCUAUUCUUAAACUGAAGAAAGAUGUUCCAUUUUCGGAAUAUAUACGUCCUAUUUGUCUCCCCAUAGACCAGCCCUUACGAAAUAACAACUUCGAGGGUUUCCAUCCUUUCGUUGCUGGAUGGGGAGCGGUAGGAUAUGGUGGAAAUUUGAGUGACGCAUUACUGGAAGUACAAGUGCCAGUGAUUAGCAACACCGAAUGCAAGAAAGGUUAUUGGCCAAUUGACAAGCAGCGUAUCACCACAAAAGUAAUAUGCGCCGGCGAGAAAGGAAAGGAUGCUUGUCAAGGUGACAGCGGCGGACCACUGAUAAUACCACAGCAAUUCACCUACUAUCAAAUAGGUAUUUUGUCCAGUGGUCACAGGUGUGGCACUGCUAGAUUUCCCGCCGUUUACACUAGGGUCACGUCGUACUUUGACGACUUCAUUCUGCCAGUGUUGCAAAAUUAUUAGUGUCUCAUAAAUAUAAUUUUUCGUGUACGAGAAGCAAAGCUGGAAUUUAUAAUUGUGGUGAUAACAGCCAGCUCAGACUUAUUGUUUUGUAUGGCACGGAUUAUAGCCUUAACAUGCAUGAAAUGUCACUUUGAAGCGACACUAAUUUUUUAGACACGCUAAAAAUGCACGACAUAGAGAUAUAAAAAUGAUAAACGAACAUUAAUUAAAUUACUAUUUCCGCUCCUUCUUUUUUGAUGGUAAUAAUAAAUCAACUUUCGCAAAGCUUUUAUAAAUCUUAUUUCUGAUGUAUCAAGAGCAUAUUCCACAUAGAACGUUUACUCUUUGUAUGUAUAUGCAAAAUUUCGGACUACUCUGAAACAUUUCAUAAGAUAGAGAGCUUCCAGAAGUUCCAGAAACAAAGAUAAACCUCGCGUCUUUCAAAACUAUUGUUUUCCGUUGAAAAUUUUCUGUCUAUUCCUGAAAUUACGUGAAUCCUCGAAAUUUUACUUAUUCUUUUAUCACUUCCUAAUUAAAUACACUCUUUCUGCAUGUUUAGCUGUAUGUAACAGAAAUUUCCAUUCAGCCAGAGGUAUACUUAUACAUUACAGAUAUUUACAAAACACUUUAAUUCCCAAUCUAUUAUGAUGCAUAAAAAAAUUUAUAAUGUUAAAUCUAUUCGUAUUUUAUUGCGUGUAAGUAUAGAUAUAGUGACGUACAUUAUCUUUGAACGUACAUUACCAUUACUCCGUUGAAUGCUUCAAUAUUGCGCAUAUUUACCG